Molecule: messenger RNA, 786 nt
Organism: Thyridium curvatum
Lineage: Eukaryota; Fungi; Ascomycota; Sordariomycetes; Thyridiales; Thyridiaceae
Exons: 3
Coding region: 1-786 (261 amino acids)
Biological process (GO): siroheme biosynthetic process
Molecular function (GO): precorrin-2 dehydrogenase activity; protoporphyrin ferrochelatase activity
Source: RefSeq, a predicted model, not a curated record
AUGACAUCAGCUCACGCGCAAAAAUUCCCCGCGGUGCAGGGAGGAGGAAGCUUGAUCCUAGCAUGGCAAAUCAAGAACAAAAACGUGCUUGUUGUCGGCGGUGGUGAGGUUGCUGCUGGCCGCAUACUCAACUGCCUCAACGCCGAUGCCCUUGUGACUGUCGUCUGUCCCCCGUCAGGCCUCAACCCCGAAGUCGCAUACCGAGUCGGACAGGGCCAAGUCUCCCACACGCCUCGGAACUUCGAACCCUCCGAUCUCGACGGCGCCGAUAUGGUCCUGGUAGCCGUUGACGACCCAGAGGCAUCUACACAGAUAUGGAAAUUGUGCAAGGAACGCCGGAUACCGGCUAAUAUCGCUGAUGUGCCCCCAGAAUGCGAUUUCUACUUUGGCAGCGUCCACCGAGACGGCCCGCUGCAAAUCAUGGUCAGCACCAAUGGCAAAGGGCCUCGGUUAGCGAGCUCAAUACGGAAGUUCAUAGCCAAGCAGCUACCCAAGGACGCGGGCAAGGCAAUCGAGGCCAUCGGCCAAUUAAGGGCAAAGCUGAGAACGGUUGCGCCAAACCAGGAUGAGGGUCCCAAACGUAUGGGAUGGAUGACCAAGAUUAGCGAUGCAUAUACCUGGGAUCAGAUGUGUGACUUCACGGACGAGGAUAUGGACAACCUCCUUCGCUUCUACGCUUCAAACGAGGUUCCAUCGCUAGAGACGCUUAUGCUGAUGCGCGAGAACCCGGAUCUCAGCAAAACCGAACUGUUCGAUGGAUCUUUUGGGUUUAGCGUGGGAGCAUGA